GUAAUUUUAAAAGUGAAUGGUCAAGAUCUUCGAAAUGCAACACAUGAACAAGCGAUUCAUGCUUUUCAAACAGCUAAAGAACCAAUUAUCGUGGAAGUUGCUCGUCGUGAUCCAAAUGUUGAACUAUUACAAAAAUCCACUGUGAAUUCCAAUUCGGAUGUUGUAAACCAUUUGGACAAUCAAAGUAGACGAUCUGUAGCAAUUCAAACUGAUCCAAGUACAGCUGAAGCAACUCUAGCAGCGAUGGCUGCUGCUGCAUUAACAACUGAAGAUAUACGUACAGCGCUGGGAAUAAGACAUCCAGGUUUACCAACAAGUUUGGAAUGCAUCUACCAUCCAGAAUUUCCUGAUCUUGUGGAUAUCGUCGAAGAAGAAGACGAUGAUGAUGAUGAUGAUGAGGAGGAGGAUGACGAGGAUGACGUGGAUGAUCAUGUAGACGAUGAUGAUGAUGAAGAUGUUGACAUUGAUGGCGAUGACAAUGCAAUCAAUGAACGACACGAUACUAAUGAUAAUGACUGUCGGAAAAAUGUUAUCCCUUCAUCGAAUGUGAAUUGUGAUGCGAGAUCAAUUAACUGUCCAUGUUUUUCCAAUGAUAAUUCAGAAUAUGAUGAAAUUGCAGAUAAUCAAAAUAAAGAUAAUGAAUGUCAAGAAAGAAAUGAUCGUGUCGUUUGGGAUAUGGCGUUUAAUCAAUCCGAAAAUGUAUUGAUCAAAGAAGUUACUUUGUGUCGUAAAACAUCAGAUGAAAAAUUUGGUCUAACUCUUUGUUAUCGUCAAGGUGAUAUAUGCAAUACAAGUUGUAAUGUUUAUGUUGGUGAAAAUUUAAAGUGUAAAAACUUUAUUGAUUCACAUGUAUGCUUAUUGAAUGUAUUUCUUCAUGAUAAAUCAAUGCAGUUGACAAUUUAUGCCUCAUAA
Molecule: messenger RNA, 912 nt
Organism: Schistosoma turkestanicum
Lineage: Eukaryota; Metazoa; Platyhelminthes; Trematoda; Strigeidida; Schistosomatidae
Source: the annotation of a GenBank genome assembly